Durotheca rogersii is the source of this 2207-nucleotide messenger RNA. Its product is annotated as fungal trichothecene efflux pump. The record is from RefSeq and is a predicted model, not a curated record. Gene Ontology annotation, biological process: transmembrane transport. Bases 210 to 2039 code for a protein of 609 amino acids. Gene Ontology annotation, molecular function: transmembrane transporter activity. The transcript is spliced from 2 exons. Lineage: Eukaryota; Fungi; Ascomycota; Sordariomycetes; Xylariales; Xylariaceae.
UGUCUGUUGGUUCUCCUGGGGCUCUUUUGACCGAGUAGGUUAGCCUCCUGCUCGGCAAUGUGAUGGCCCUCCCUAGUCAUAUAGUCCCCUAGUUGCGGUCAGAAAAAGGACCGCAGCUCCAACUCGCGGCUUCUCUCGUGUGCUCUCAUCCUCCUCACCCUCCUCUUCCAUUGUCCCGUCUUACCCCAACUCCCACGUGCCUUGCGAGGAUGUCUGGAGUCGCUGAGCAAGCAACGACCCCUUCGCCGCCACCUGCGGUCGGAGACGACGGCGAUCAGCUGCGCUCGGAGGCCCUGGCCGCCGAUCUCAAACAGCUACCGCCUGGAUACUACUCGAGCGCCCGCGUCGUUGGCACUUUUGGCGCCAUCGGUUUCAGCCUCUUGGGCACGUACUGGGCCUUUUCCGUCGGCGCCUCUGUGAUCACAGCCAUCAACCGGGAUAUCGGCCCAAGCCAGAACGCGAGCCUGUUCUCCAUCGUCUGGACCGUGUGCGACUGCAUCAGCAUCCUCCUCUUCGGCCGCCUCUCGGACCGCUUUGGUCGCCGCUGGCUGGCUAUCGGCGCCAAUGUCCUGGGCAUAAUCGGCGGCAUCGUCGCCUGCACCGCGCCGAACAUGGACGUUCUCGUCGGCGCCAAUGUGCUGCUCGGUCUUGCGUCCGGCCCCCCGGCGUCCUAUCCCCUAUUGACCGGCGAGCUCGCGACCAACAAGACGAAGUACCUCGCGACCGUCUUCGUGGUGUUGCCCAACGUCGUCGCCACCGGCUUCGGCGCCUACAUCGGCCAGAGGAUCGUGCUGCAGACGACGUGGAGGUGGAUCUUCAUCAUCUACAUCAUCUUCAUGGUUCCGGGGACGGUGCUGUUCUACCUCUUCUACUUCCCGCCGUCCUUCACGCAGAUGCACGGCAAGACCACGACGAAGCUCGACGAGGUCAAGAAGAUAGACUUCGCCGGCGUCUUCCUCCUCGUCGCCGGCCUCGCGCUGUUCCUCCUCGGCAUCUCGUGGGGCGGCCAGCCCCUCGCGUGGAACUCCCCGACGAUCCUGGGUCUUCUCAUCACGGGUUUCGUGCUGCUCGUCGCGUUCGUGCUGUACGAGAUCUACGGCGGCGUCCAGCGCCCCAUCAUCCCCAUGCACUUCUUCAAGGACCUGCGCGGCUUCACGCCCAUCGUGGUCAUCUCGGCCAUCACCGGCUGCCUCAACGUCGCGCUGCAGAUCAUCUGGCCCUCGCAGGUCCUGAAGGUGUUCGGCACGAGCGACUGGGAGACCGCCGCCUGGCUCACCACGACCGUCGCGUUCGGCGCCUGGGGCGGCAUCGUCCUCUUCGGCCCGCUGUUCCACAUCGUCAAGCACAUCCGCUGGCAGCUCGUCGUGGGCUGUGUCAUCAUGACGGCGUUCGUCGGCGCGAUGGCAUCAGUCGAUACGAACGAGCUCGGCCAAGCCGCGGCGUUCUCCUUUCUCGCCAUGCUUCCCGUCGGCUGGGGGGAAGUUAUCACCAUGCUCAUGGUCCAGUACGUGGCGUCUGAUAUGGACCUCGGCGUCGCAUUCUCUGUGGUGUCCGCCAUGCGGAGCGUCGUGGGCUCCAUCUUCACCGCCAUCUUCAGCGCCGAGGUAUCGAACACGCUGCCGCAGAAGCUGUCCUCGAUCGCCGUCCCCGCCGUCACUGCGGCCGGCCUACCAUCCUCGUCCGUGGCCGACCUGCUGCUCGCCGUCCCCGCCGGGACGAAGGAGGCGCUGCUCGCGGUGCCGGGCAUGAACGACAGCAUCCUAGCGGUCGCGACGGAGAGCAUCGCGCAGUCCUACGCCGCCGCGUACGCUUACCCCUAUUACACGUCCCUGGGCCUGGGCGUCAUCGCCAUCCUCGCUGCCGCCUCCAUCCGCGACUUCGACCACUACCUCACCGACCACGUCAGCCGGCAGCUGUACCACAAGAGCGACACGGACAAGGAUAUCCUGCAGAUGGUCGACCACCCCGCUUCCAGAGACGGACCUGCCACCGAGAAGAAGCCGUCUCAGGGGUCGGACGACGGAUCGGCUCCAGCAUGAGUGCGUCUCUAGCGUUGUCAUUGUUUAUUGCGAAGACUGCUGGCUGUCAAAUGUCGUAACGGCUUGAUAGUUUUAUUUUGUGUGCUAGACUACAUGAUUAGCGUAUCUAUAGCUACUAUUAGUCACAUAAGAUGCCACCGCAUCGUAACUCCGUCUUCGAUAUUAGUU